This is a messenger RNA of Coprinopsis cinerea okayama7#130, 1320 nucleotides long. RefSeq lists its product as hypothetical. The coding region runs from base 1 to 1320 and encodes 439 amino acids. The record is from RefSeq and is a predicted model, not a curated record. The transcript is spliced from 3 exons. NCBI's taxonomy places the organism in Eukaryota, Fungi, Basidiomycota, Agaricomycetes, Agaricales, Psathyrellaceae.
AUGUCGUUGACCACCAUCCGCCCCACCGACCCUCCACACAUUCAAACCGCCCGUCGCGAGCUACGAAGCCUCCAGAAAAAAGAACGAGCCUGUGAUGAAGAGAGCGAGGCGAGGAAUAAGCAACGCGUGGAUCUGGAGAACCAGUGCGGGGAACUAGAGGAGAGGAUAAGACGGGUUAAGCAGGCACUUCGGCGGGUCCACAACGAAGAGGUUCAGCACCAGGAGAGGAAGGUCAUUCGAGCCAGCAAGAUGGCAAAUCUAGAGGCGGAGUUGGUGGAUUGGGAUAGAUGCGAGGAGAGGAGGAGAACGCAAGAGAGGCGACGAAGAGAAGAGCAGGAGAGGAAGGCUCGGGAGUUACAUGAACGAAGAGAGAGCACGUCCGUAGGGAUCAAACGCGAGAGGGAUAUAGAUGGAUCAUCGUUAGUUGACGGAUCAGUCUGGCCCAGGAUGAGAUACAGCACGGUUGGUCGCAGCUCGUUCCAGCUCAACCCCGACAUCCGUCAUCUCUCAUUCCAUAUGUCCUCCACCGACGAGUCCGAUGCCAACGACCCGCAGUCGAUUUCGACCAUGAGUACCAAGUGCAGCAAGUCCAAACCAUGCGAGAAGGAUUUCGCAGUUGAGUCUAAGUAUCCCUGUCGUUGGUGCACGACCCACAAACUCGUCUGUAAACGAAAGGAGGAAGUAACCGUCAACGAGCAAGGUAUUCUUGUUGACGUUGGCGGAGCACCGACCAUGCGGACCCAGCGCAACACGCGAUGCUUCAAUUGCACUCGCAAGAGUCCCAAAGGAGGAUGCACGCUGCCUCCUCCUGAUCCCGAUCCCGCUGUUGCCCCUGCGGCUCCCCAAAAGGGAGAAGAGUACAAUGAGGAGGACUGGUUGGAGUACGUUGAUCCUGUGGAGAUGGUGGAGAGUGGUGGAGAAGAGCAACCUAAAAAGAAGGGAUGUGUCGGCCAUCCCACUCCCUGCCAGCGAAAGCUGGAACCGAGGUUCAAGAAGGGUGUCCUGGUCGGUUGGGACAGCGCAAGUGCCAGUGGUACCCGGUGCUUCCGGUACAGGGUCAGGGGCAUUCGCUGUGGUGUUACCCGAAUCCCAAAGGACCCUCUCGCCAAGGAGGGCGACAGCUCACCUGCGUCAGAGGAGCACAGCGAGUCGGACGAGGACAGAAAGCCAAAGCGCGUCAAGUGCGAAGACGGCGAUACCGGUCGUGGACCUACGCUAUACCAGCUAGAACGGAGGAGCGAAGAGGCAGCGCCUUCGGCGAGGGCAGACGAUGAAAGUGAAGACUCUGAACUGGAAAUUCCGACAUCCCAUAGAGGGUGA